Molecule: messenger RNA, 1808 nt
Organism: Arachis ipaensis
Lineage: Eukaryota; Viridiplantae; Streptophyta; Magnoliopsida; Fabales; Fabaceae
Source: RefSeq, a predicted model, not a curated record
UUCCCCCAACCGCCCCCAACAACAAUAAAUAGAAGACAAGAGGCAAAAACAAAGUUGAACUUUCACAAUGAUGUGUUUUCAUAUGGAUUUAAAAACUUCUUACUCAGAUUGGUUAUUUUCUGUGCAGUGUCUAUCAAAUAACAAAAGAGCAGCUUUAACAGAGAUAAUUGAUGUGUUACGAGCUGUGUGUCAUGCGCAUAGUUUGCCACUGGCAUUGACAUGGAUCCCCUGUUAUUAUAGUGAGGGGAUAGGAGAUGAAGCUUCAAGAAUACGGAUUAAAGAUGGGCGUAAAAUUCCUGGUGAAAAAACUGUACUAUGCAUUGAAGAAUCAGCUAGCUAUAUAAAUGAUAUUGUGGUAGGAGGAUUUGUUCAUGCAUGUGUUAAACAUUAUCUCGAGGAAGGGCAAGGUGUAGCUGGGAAAGCUCUUCAAUCAAAUCGUCCAUUCUUCUAUCCCGAUGUGAAGGCCUAACUUGUACACCAUGCGUGAAAAUAUAAGUUGAAUGCUGCCGUUGCAGUCAGGCUAAGGAGUACUCAUACCAAUGAUGAUGAUUACAUAAUAGAAUUCUUUCUACCUGUCAAUAUGAAUCGAAGUCAAGAACAGCAACUUUUAUUAGACAAUCUAUCAGGUACUAUGCAGAGAAAGUGUCAGACUUUGAGGAAAGUUUCGGAUGCUGAAUUAUACGGGAUAGAAGGCUCGAGUUUUUCCUGUAUGUCCUUGACAAACAAUGAAACUGAAACUGCUCAUAACCAGGAUAUGGAGGGAUCAAGAAAGCAGAUUGAGAAAAAGAGAAGUCCAGUGAAGAAGAAUGUUAGCUUGAGUGUUCUCCAGCAAUACUUCUCUGGUAGUCUUAAAGAUGCGGCUAAAAGCCUUGUUUGCCCAACAACCCGGAAAAGGAUAUGCAGGCAACACGGAAUUGCAAGAUGGCCAUCGCGCAAGAUUAAUAAAGUUAAUCGUUUAAAAAAAAUACAAACCGUGCUUAACUCGGUCCAGGGUGUGGAAGGAGGACUGAAGUUUGAUCCUUACACGGGGGGACUUAUGUCAGGUGGAUCAAUCAACCAAGAAAUUAAUGCACGUAAAAGUUCUCUCUUUCAGAAGAAAUGUUCUGUAAAACAUCCUGAUCCUGCAGCGAAAGAUGCAGUCACCAUAUCUCCGGCAUUUGGAAGCAAAGCUUUUUCUGUUGGUGUAGAUUCAAAACCAAUAGCCAAGGAUGAUGGUGGAUUAUGCCAGGAACCCUUUCCGGUUUCUAUUUUGGAAAGUUCUAGAUGUGAUGUAGCAUAUCAUAGUCCAAACUCCCUGGUUGCUGAUGAGAUGGAAACUUAUCUGAAUGGGGCUGACAAGCUCGGCGAGCAUCACAAUCCUACUACUUCAAGCAUGACAGACUCGUCAAAUGGAAAUUUGAGAAUCGGAAACAUUUGAAAGGAAAAUCACCUUGUGUUGAUAGUGGAUAAAAAAUUAUUGUCAAAGCUGCCUACAAAGAAGAUAUGAUCCGUUUCAAGUUUGAUCCUGCAGCUGGUUGUCUCCAGCUCUAUGAAGAAGUUGCAACAAGAUUCAAAUUACGAAUCGGAUCUUUCCAACUCAAGUAUCUCGACGAUGAAGACGAAUGGAUGAUGAUGGUAAAUGACUCAGAUGUGGAAGAAUGCAUAGAAAUAUUGGAUGAUCUUGGCACCCGUGCUGUGAAAUUUCUUGUUUGCGAAAUGCCUAGUGGUUUGAGCAGCCGUGGAUUUAAAACAAUUUAAUUAUCAACAAAGAUAUAAUACUUAUAUUGGUCUCUAAAGUUACAACUUAAUUUCAAAAAUUUCGAUUUACU